Molecule: messenger RNA, 804 nt
Organism: Lecanosticta acicola
Lineage: Eukaryota; Fungi; Ascomycota; Dothideomycetes; Mycosphaerellales; Mycosphaerellaceae
Source: the annotation of a GenBank genome assembly
AUGUCGAUCACAUCCGGAAGAAGCCUGCAAUCGAAUAACCCGUAUCGACCCUUCCAGCCAACUUCAGGGGCGAAACCGGCGCUAUAUACUGGCAUUGGUCUUCACGAGGACAACGCAACGCCUGGUCCCUUCGACGCUCGACGAGCCGACACAAAGGUCGAGCACUGGCUGCUGCAAACUCCACUUAGCGACUCAGCGCUACUCCAUGCCGCGAUGAACCCAACCCCGCACAGAAGCAGAGAACAGCAUCACAGAAUACCUCGAGAAGUUGCUCUCGCAAAAGCAGAUUGGGAGGCUGCAGGGCUGCACUACGACCUCUGCGCACGCAAGUAUCCAGGCAUACCGACCUGGCCUCGCACCACUGGUUCUCGCCAAGCUUACGAAUGGACCGAGUCCCCAUCCGCGCUCCCCAGCAGUUUCCCGUCGCGUAUCAGCUUGGGGAGCUUCUACUCUGUACCACCCUCGAACCCCGGUACCGAGAAUAAUACGCAGCCAUCCGUACACGGUCUCCACGUGGCAGAGAAUCCCUCGCUACCAGCACCUCAACAAUCAUGUGCAGUGCAGUAUAACCCGCGCUAUCCCGGCCAGUAUCUGCCGCUCAAUCUGUCCUGCCGCUGCACGACGUGCCUCACGCUACGCCGUGAGCAUGCGGCGUGGAUGAGCACCGCUGGUCCGGGAGUGGAACGGUUACCUCCACUUGUCCCGGGCGUGAAUGAGGCACCUCCGUGGCAGACGUGGGGAAAUCCCAAUAUGGCCGAGAUUCUCGGCAAGGCGAAAGAGAAGCGGGAGCAGAGGGGAUGGUGA